AAAUGAAAUUUGAAGAGCUGAUAGCUUAGUUCUCAGUGUCACAUCCGUUGCCAUAUAAAGCCGAAUUCCGAGCAUUCGAGCAGCUCAAACGGAGAACGGAGAACGGAAAGCUCGCGAUGCACAAACGGAAGCUGGAUAUUUGUUGGUCUCUGAACGGAUUGCUACUGUUGCUGCUGGCAGCUCCAUUGCACGGCUUUAGCACUCAGUAUCGCGGCAAUACGCAGCAUCCCACCCGAGCGGAGCAUUGCUACUAUGCGGAACUGGAGCUGGCCGUGCCACGGAAUGGCACCGUCUUUCCGGUGGAUCGGCUGGAUUUCUGUGCCCGGGUCUAUUGCCGUGAGGACUAUGUGCUCAUGAUCAAGCACUGCGAUCGCAUGCAACUGGCCGAUGGCUGUCAUUUUACGCCCAGCGACUAUACAAAACCGUAUCCGGAUUGCUGUCCCACGCGUAUUUGUUCCGGCGCUUGAUUCCCCCCAAACUGUUGACAAAAUCUUCCGGACACGGGCUAUGCAUAUAUAUAUAUAUAUAGAUAUAGUACCUAAGCUUGUCUAUAAAAAGAACUUCUUUUCAAAUGAGUGCUGCAUUUACUUAUACAGAUUAUUACAGUCCUCUCCGUUCCCAUAAACUAUAUAUAUGUAUAUAUAUAUUCCUGAUCAGUUCGAGUCCGACUUGAAAAUUUGCAUUCGAUAACAGAUCAGUCGAAAGCCUAAACUAAAUAAGUAGUUAAAACCUUCAAAACAAGUUUUCCUGGGACUUGCAUAUUUAACUGGAGGAUAAAUAAUAAACUGGAGAAUAGUAGAAGAGGAAAUAUAUUUCUUCCCUAAAACUCAUCAACGGAAAUAAUAAUAAAAAUUUAAUUUAAUAGACUAAAAAUAAAAGUCAGGAGAAUAUUCGCUGAAAAGAUACUAGGAAAAAAUGGUAUGUUUUUUUUCUAAUACGAU
Molecule: messenger RNA, 941 nt
Organism: Drosophila novamexicana
Lineage: Eukaryota; Metazoa; Arthropoda; Insecta; Diptera; Drosophilidae
Product: venom peptide HsVx1
Exons: 3
Coding region: 117-467 (116 amino acids)
Source: RefSeq, a predicted model, not a curated record